AUGUAUACACAACCGCCACCGUCAAAUUCCCAGCAAACCACACAGCGUCCUAGUAUCAGUCCUCCACAACCACAGCAGCGGCCUAUGGGACCUAAUGUUGGAGUUGCAGCAUCGCAGGCCCAACAAAACUUUUCUGGAUAUCGGCCAGUCGGGCCUAACAUGCGCCCACCGCCACAAGUAGUUGCCGGGAUCCCUCCAAAUACGAGACCGCCAAAUGUCACUGGUGGGCGUCCUCCCACAAAUUUCGUUCCCCAGGGUUUUCCAGGAUCACCCGCUCAAGCUACUGUGAAUUCUGAUUUCACACUUAUUCAUAUGAAUUCAGGAAUUAGACCCACUAUACCUGUGCAGGGUCCAACAACAGGGAUUCCACCUGGACCACGACUACCAAUGGCACCACCUUCGGUUGGUCCCGGAUAUCAACAAACAUCUCAAUAUACUCAGCCUCCGUCAGGAAAUGAAGGAAUUGAUAAUAUUUUACCGCAUAUAAGUAAUGUUAGAAUAAGCCAAGAUCCUACUGCCCAGAAUCAAUCUUCUCAGAUCGAUCAGAAAGCCAGAUCUUCAAAAUCAAACCGUCCUGCGCGUUUAUAUCAUCACGAUUCAACAAACAAUGCGCCACAGACGGGACAAGCACCAACGCAACCCAUGUAUGCUUCAAUGGUUCCACAGUCUACUCCCACUGGACAAGGAAUAAAUCAAUCUCAGUAUCCGCAACCUCCACAGCUUCCCGUUCCUCAACAACCGCUAGCACCCCAGUAUACGCAACCUCCACAGCUCCCCGUUCCUCAACAGCCGCCAGCACCCCAGUAUACGCAACCUCCACAGCUCCCCGUUCCUCAACAACCGCCAGCAAUGGUACGCCCUAACGCCCCCAGGUCUCGCAUUGACCCUAAUCAAAUUCCAUCACCGGUAGUUGUUCAAGAACAGGAUCAAAAUUUAUUUGACGAGCAACCGUAUAUGACUUGUUCUAAAUCAACAAUACCGCUCGCGAGUACUAAUUUUAGAGCCAUUGAUGAAGGCAAUUCCAAUCCUAGAUUUAUUAGAUUGACUCUAUAUUCUAUACCACAUACUGAAGAGCUUCUUCAAACAUCCCAUUUACCUCUGGGUGUUAUAUUACAACCUUUGGCCAAGUUGAGAGACGAUGAGGCUCCAAUUGAGCUUGUCGAUUUUCAAGACAAUGGGCCGGUUCGUUGUAGACGGUGUAAAGCAUAUAUAAAUCCCUACGUAAUUUUUGUGGAAGGCGGACAAAAAUUUAUAUGCAACAUGUGUUUAUUUUCUAAUGAAGUUCCUCCGGAAUACUUCUGCAACUUGGACAUGAAUGGAAGACGUGCGGAUGUAGAUCAAAGACCAGAGCUAAAAUACGGGACUGUGGAAUUUACGGCACCACAAGAAUAUUGGGCUCGACCACCUUCUCCUUUAUCAUAUAUUUUUGCAAUUGAUGUUUCCUGGAAUGCCAUCAAAAGUGGAAUGCUUGCAAAAUGUGUUGAAACCAUUAGAGAUAUUUUAUAUAAUUCUCCGAAUAGUAUUCCACCUGGAGGGAAAAUUGGCAUCAUUACUUUCGACAAAGAUGUUCAUUUUUAUAAUUUGCAGCCGCAGUUAGAACAGGCACAAAUGUUGGUCGUAUCUGAUGUUAAUGAUGUCUUUGUUCCGCUUAAUUCGGGGCUUUUGGUUGAUCCAAAGCAAUCCAGAGUCGUAAUUGAAGGUCUCCUAGAAUCUUUACCAGCAAUGUUUGCUGAAAACAAAAUUAUAGAACCUGUAUUAGGUGCUGUAAUUAAAGCAGUUCAUAUGGCUUUGGAUGGAACUGGUGGUAAACUCUUAAUAUUUCAAACAGCUCUGCCAACAUUUGGACCAGGGGCUAUCAGACACCGUGAAGAUUCAAAGCUUUAUAAUACUGAUAAAGAAAGGACACUAUUUGGUCCACAAGAUAAUUAUUAUAAGACAUUAGCAGUCAAUUGUGUUGAUUCUGGAAUUUGUAUCGAUUUAUUCUUAUUUCCCAACACGUAUGUCGAUGUUGCAACUAUAGGAUUGCUAUCGUGUUUAACUGGAGGUGAGACUUACUUUUAUCCCAACUUUGAUGCUCAAAGAGAUGGAGAAAAAUUCGUUCAUGAGUUGAAACAGAAUUUCUCCAGAGAAUUCGGGUACAACGCGCUCAUGAGAAUUCGAUGUUCUAAUGGUCUUAAAGUUGCUGAUCAUUUCGGCAAUUUCAAUAUGCGAAAUGCGACCGAUAUUGAACUUGCAGGCAUUGAUAGUGACAAAGCAUUUGGUGCUUUGCUUAAAUAUGACGGCAAACUAGACGAAAAAACGGACGCAUAUAUUCAAUGUGCCCUUUUAUACACGACAUCAACGGGACAACGUCGAGUACGGACUCACAACUUAAGUGUUACUGUAACACAACUUCUCGGCAAUGUUUUUAGACAUGCUGAAAUGGAUACUACGGUGAACUUCUUAGCGAAGCAAGCGGUAUCAAACACAAUAACUAAGUCUUUACGUGAUAUACGUGAUCAGCUGACAGACAAAUGUGUGAAAAUACUAAUGUCUUAUAGAAGACACUGUGCGUCUUCAAGCUCGCCUGGACAGUUGAUCCUACCUGAGGCAUUCAAAUUAUUUCCCCUAUACGCUUUAACGAUGCUGAAAUCCAAAGCUCUUCGGGGCGGUGCUAAUCUUACAAGUGAUGUCCGAGUGCAUUGCAUGCGUUUAAUAAAGAGUAUUGGCGUAUCGGAAAGUAUCGCUAUAUUUUAUCCGCGACUUUUUCCUGUCCAUAAUCUUUCUGAUCAGGUUGGAUAUCCGGAUCAACGUGGUAUAAUCAAAUUACCUCCGUUAAUGCGUGUGUCAUAUGCGAGAUUUGAAGAGAGUGGAGCUUACCUGUUAGAAAAUGGUCAGGUGCUGAUGUUUUGGUUAGGUAGACAAGUAUCACAAGAUUUUAUACGUAAUGUUUUUGGAGUUGAAUCUAUCGAACUUAUUGAUCCAAAAAUUUGCGUCCUUCCUGUUUUCGAAAAUCAGACAUCGGCACAAAUACGUUCUAUCAUAGCACAUUUACAGUCACAAAGGUCAAAAGAUUUGCGUUUAACGAUUGUAAGAACGCAAAUAGAUCCUUCAGAACUUGAAUUUAACAGCUUGCUUGUUGAAGAUGAGAACAACGGUGCUAUGUCAUAUGUUGAUUAUUUGUGCUACAUUCACAAGCAGAUUCAAACAGAA
Dentiscutata erythropus is the source of this 3192-nucleotide messenger RNA. The record is from the annotation of a GenBank genome assembly. Lineage: Eukaryota; Fungi; Glomeromycota; Glomeromycetes; Diversisporales; Gigasporaceae.